This is a messenger RNA of Cooperia oncophora, 420 nucleotides long. Lineage: Eukaryota; Metazoa; Nematoda; Chromadorea; Rhabditida; Trichostrongylidae. The record is from the annotation of a GenBank genome assembly.
AUGGAAAUCGCUGAACAGCUUUCACACUUCUCCGCUGCUUAUUUGAAGCGACUACUCGCUUCUGAUCCUCCCUUAUAUGGAACUCCGCCCCUUAUUUGGAAUAAUUUAGUGCUGCAUCAUCGCUAUGACUCUGGUGCUUCAUCAACAUACAAGGAAGAUGGACGCAAAAUGGCUAUCCAGUAUGGAACUGGGUCGAUGAAAGGAUUCAUUUCAAAAGAUAGCGUCUGUGUAGCUGGAAUUUGCGCUGAAGAACAACCGUUCGCUGAGGCAACCAGCGAGCCUGGCCUCACCUUUAUAGCAGCAAAAUUCGACGGCAUUCUCGGCAUGGCUUUUCCAGAGAUCGCUGUUCUUGGUAGGUUCUCGUGUGACUUAUGCAGAAAUAUGGGCUUUCGUUCGUAUUCCACGAAAAUUCCUGUUUGA